This is a messenger RNA of Rubroshorea leprosula, 266 nucleotides long. The record is from the annotation of a GenBank genome assembly. Lineage: Eukaryota; Viridiplantae; Streptophyta; Magnoliopsida; Malvales; Dipterocarpaceae.
GUCGACACACAAACACGAAGCAUUCCAUUUCCAUCCAAUUCCUCUUUCCACUGCCCUGAAAAUUCCCAUACAUGGCUAAGUCCCCAGAAGAAGAGCAUCCUGUUAAAGCCUUUGGCUGGGCUGCCAAAGACGUGUCUGGCCAUCUCUCCCCCUUCAACUUCUCUAGAAGUCUGUGUUCAACUGGUGCGUAUGUGUUUUGUGCAGAGCAACUGGUGAAGAGGACGUGAGGUUUAAGGUGUUGUAUUGUGGGAUAUGUCACACAGAUC